AAUAUUGGAGUCGGAGAUGGCAGAAAUCUGGAGCUCUCUUUCAAGCAACCUUGCUGAUGAAGAUUGGAUAAUAACAAUAAAAGAGGAGCAAGAAGCCGCUCGUACAGUCAAGCCCUGGAUACCACUUGUUCCUGAAAACAUGAGAAAGGAACCAGUAGUAGCUGACAACAAAACCAGUGCUUAUGAUCCCGAGGUGGUUACCAUCGGUCCUUAUCACCAUGGGAAGAAGGAAGCCUAUAAUCCAAUGCAGGAACACAAGAAAAAGAUAGUUCCCAUGUUUGUUUCUGAAGGUGGUAAAAAUGUAAAGAUAGAAGACUUGCUCAGUAAGGUUGGAGAGAUAUCACCUAACGCAAGGAACUACUACAAUAUGGAUUCAAUAAACAACAUUGACGACCAAGUCUUCAGACGAAUGAUGUUCCUGGAUGGUUGCUUUGUUGCAUAUUUCAUUUACUGCAUGACCAAAGGAAAAUCCAAGAAUUUGAACAUGGAAAAUAAGACUAUAAUUUCUGUGGCAAGAGAUUUGUUCUUGUUGGAGAACCAACUCCCAUAUCCAGUCCUCAAGGUGUUGAUGGAAUCCGUUUUCCCACCACCAGAGAAGAAAUGGAGGGAAAUGAUUGACAAGUUUGUUGUCAUGCAAGUCAUUGGCGUAAACUUUUUAGAUACACCUCAGGGAAAAGGUGCAGCUUAUCUUAAUCGAUUUUUUGGAAAGUCUGGAUACUUUGAACCACAUACUUCUCACAAUGAAAGCGACGAACCUCAUCACCUCCUCGACCUCCUUCGAACCAAACUCGUCGUCGAAAGAGAAAAUCAAAUCAUACGCGGACCUCAAUCAAUAGAAGCUAACCGUCAGCCGCAGGAAAUCGAUCAUCCGAUGACGGAGAGCUCUCAACAAAGAAGCGAUGAACCAGACGUGUCUCAAGUGGGAAGUGAGGAAAACAAUAGUUAUGAUGAUGGAAAGGGCUUUAGAUUCGAGGACUGUAUAUGUUGUUGCAUUUUGUUGAUAUGCAUUGUCCCACUCUUAAUAUAUUAUUUCUACGAUAUGAGGGAAAAAAGGCUGUUCUUGUCUCACUCACACCAGUUUCGUACUGCCAGGGAGCUUAAAGCAGUGGGAAUUUCAUUCAAGAUUAGUAAUUCAUUAAGCUUCAGGAGCGUUAAAUUCAAACCUGGCAUCAUCUUCGGAGUUCUUAAACUUCCUCGAAUACUCAUUGAUCACACAGCUGAGGUCAGGUUUCUGAACUUGAUAGCCUAUGAAAGAAGCUGUUUUGAUCUUGAUGAUUUCAUGAUAGCAUCCUACAUCUGUUUCUUGGAUUGGUUGAUUGAUCAUGCCAACGACGUUAAAGAACUGAGGUCAGAUCACGUACUCAUCAACAAUCUUGGUAGCGACGAAGAAGCGGCCCAUCUCAUCAAUCGACUGGGAAGGGAUUUGAUGGAUCCCGACGUAUAUGAUGAGGACAAGGAAAACAUUCAGAAGUUCUGCAGAAAAAAGCGGAGGACAUGGUUUGCUGAAAUGCAGUUCAAACAUUGCAGUAGCCCUUGGACCAUUAUUGCUCUCAUUGCUGCAUCUAUGGCACUCUUCUUCUCUGCCGUUCAGGCAUACUUCACCGUUUAUCCUCGCAGUUAACACUUAAGAUGGACCCACUAUGGAGAUUAAGAAUGACAAUUGAAGGUUGCAGGUCUUUGAUUUGAUCGAGAGGAUUGAUGGCGAGGCUGUUGGUAAUCAUGCAUGUAUCUUUUUGCUCAUUCCAACGCUGUAUCUUUUUCCUCUCCUCCCAGUUGUUUAAAAGAGUUAUUUGUUGUUCUAAUAAUUCGGGAUGUUCU
Nelumbo nucifera (sacred lotus) is the source of this 1818-nucleotide messenger RNA. Its product is annotated as UPF0481 protein At3g47200-like. NCBI's taxonomy places the organism in Eukaryota, Viridiplantae, Streptophyta, Magnoliopsida, Proteales, Nelumbonaceae. The record is from RefSeq and is a predicted model, not a curated record.